GGCAGAGGCGUCAGUAGCUCAACAAACUUCGCUUCGUGCGUUUUCAUCUUUUUUCCACAAACCAUCGACAUCGUGUGAUAUCAAACCAUAGGAUUUCCACAUCAUACCAUUGAUGUCCCAGCCCAGCUUCUUCCCCCGCAAGAAUUAUCACAUCACCAACAUGAGGUAACGAAAAGAAAAAGCAACAAAAAGAAGAAGAAAAAAGAAAGAGAGAGGGGUCUCAAGCAAGAACAAACGACAGCAAGAAAAGACGGAUCUCGAUCCCAGCAGUUCGGUUCCGUGCAACCACGAAGGGCUGCUAGCUGAUUCAUGUUGGUCACUGCAAUGCAACUGCAGACCUGAUUGGAGAUGGGGGCCUCUAUCUGCAGCUUCUGUACUUUCAUUGCAGAAAACCUGUCGAUUUUUCGUAUCGUUUAUCAGCAAAAUGCGCGUGUUGGCUGCUAGCUCCACGCAUCGGGGCGAGUCCGAAAAAGAUAAUUGGACAUGGAUUCACGCAGGACAAGGCCAGGGGUGUGUUUAGUCCCCUCGUCCCCACGGCUAGUCCAACUGAAUCUCAUCAGCGUCGCAUCGUGGGGGAGGAGCAACCAUGGGUCGGAAAGGCCCGGCGGGGGGAUCAAUCCUGCGCCCUUUCCAAGCAUUCCAUUCCAGUACAACACCAGAACCCUUGACACCCAUGGCACCACUCCAGGGUCCAAUGACCACCACCUUCACAGAUAGCACAGUUGAAUAUUGGGCCAUCACCACGCUGCACACACACGCGCCAGUCUGUGCUAGGAUACCGGAUCUACGGGAAUGAUGAUAACGCCAGGUUGACCACUUGGGAAUAUUGGCAUAUCAUUUCGUGGGGAGAUAUCAAGGCAAGGGAGGAACACGAACAUAGCAGUUAUUAGUUUCCUUCCAAGGGACGGCGAGAUUGUUAUCGAAAGCCACCAACCAGAGCAAACAUGGACAGCACCAACCAGAAACCCAUCCUGAUCGUGGGCUCGGGGAUAAGCGGCCUCCUCCUGGCCCAGCACCUCCGCAAGUCGUCCAUCCCCUUCCGCCUCUACGAGCGCGACUCGGACUUGGACACCCGCGGUCUCGGCUGGGGCCUCACCCUUCAUUGGUCACUGCCCGCUGUCCGGUCUCUUCUUCCUGACGAUCUUGUCUCCCGUCUCCCAGAGGCCUAUGUCGACCGGUCCGCCGUGGAAGAAGGGCGGCCUUCGACGUUUCCCUUUUACGACCUCAGCACUGGUGAGCUGAAGGCCUCCACCCCAAACGCGGAUGAGUCUCAGCGUAUCAGAGUGAGCAGGGAUAAGUUUCGACGGUUACUGGCCACUGGGUUGGAUAUCCAAUUCGGAAAGGGCGCUACCGGCAAGUUCGAAACGGAUGAGCAGGACGGUUCGGUGAGAGUUCAUUUUGAGGAUGGGACAGUGUCGGAGGAGGGAAGUUUGGUUGUUGCUUGUGAUGGCGGGAGUUCACGGCUGAGACAGGUGCUGUUCCCCGACAGCGAAAAGUUCAAGAUUCCGGUCCGGUUGAUGGGUGUCAAGGUUGAGUGCACGCCUGGAGAGAUCGAGCCGCUGAGAAAGCUCGAUCCGUAUUUCCUCCAGGGAGCCGCGUCAGAGAAUGAUACGUUUGUUUACUUUAGCACACUCGAUGCCCCUGGAAACGGCACAGGCAGGGACACCUACACCUGCCAGAUUGUCGUCUCAUGGCCUGUUCGGGACAAUUUCUUCAACUCUGCCGCCCCGAUCACAUAUCCAGAGACGAAUCUUGACAGCAUCAAGUUGAUCAAGGCUUUUGCGUCAACAUGGGCCGAGCCGUUCCGGUCCCUCGCCAUGACAAUCCCUGAGCAGACGACCGAGGUGAAAUGCCUGGACUUGUACGACUGGCCUCCCCCAAAGGACCUUCGGACGACUGGCAAGGUUGUCCUGAUGGGAGAUGCUCUUCACCCGAUGGCCAUGUACAGAGGAGAAGGCGCCAACCACGCCAUCAUUGACGUCAAAGAGUUUGUCGACACUGUCAUCCCCCACCUCGAUGGAUCCCCGACAGACAUGAGGGUUGCACUUGACGGCUACGAAGACAAAGCGGUGGCGAGAACGAGACCCGCCGUACUUGCUUCGAGACAGGCCUGCCUGGAUGCUCACGAAUGGGAAAAGAUUGGGCCGGCGAGUCCACUUCUCAGCAAGAGGGCGAUGAACGUGGGGUUUGAUGAGGGAACCAUGAAGUUGAUUGUCUAGAACAGCACACUCCGCUGAGUUGGAUGUCGCCUCGUACAUUGCAUAGCACAAGUAAAACAAAAGAAAAGAAAAGAAAAAAAAACAAAUGGUGGGUGUCACAGUUGCAGUUUCCACAACACCGAAAUCCAACCUGUAAAAAAAUUCCCAAAAAAAAAUCCUGAUAUGUCACU
Molecule: messenger RNA, 2389 nt
Organism: Podospora pseudocomata
Lineage: Eukaryota; Fungi; Ascomycota; Sordariomycetes; Sordariales; Podosporaceae
Exons: 3
Coding region: 945-2219 (424 amino acids)
Source: RefSeq, a predicted model, not a curated record